AUGAGAUUCAAUGAAUGCUUGCAAAUAAAUGAAUAGUAAUAUUUAUAAACUUUUUAAAUAGUACUAAUUGCAACAAAGGCCAAAACUUAAUGACAAUUGAUUACUGGUAGGCGGAUAACAAUUAAUCAUUUUUUUUGCAUCAUGUCAUAAUUCAGUCAUAUUUGAUAGAAUACGUUAUAAAAAUCUAUUUCAAGUUAUAUAUCUAUAAGAUAAUAUCCAAAUUUCUGAUAGGGUAUAAUAAUUUCAAUAUUACUCUUUUUUCUUUUUAUCAUCCUCCUUCGAAGCAUUAUUAAUCAAGCUAUUUGGUUUAAACUUUUCAAUUUAUUCAUCUAUUUCAGGUUACCUAACAUAUAUUUUUUGGUAUUUAACACUUGGAUAUUGACAAGAGUAGUCUUAGAAGGAGGAUGGAUAAUUAAAUUAAUAAAUAAAAGAAUUUAAUUGCAGAAUAUUUUCAUGAUCAUUUAGCCAAAAUAAUAAAAUUUCAAUUUAAGUGUGAAAUGAAGUAGAAUGGAGAAAGAACCGUUGAAAGGAUAAAUUGGAGGAGUGUUAAAAAUUCUAUUGUAUGGAGAUUAUUAGAAUAUAUAAAAUUUAAAACGGAUUUAUAAGUGAAUAAUUAAUAAUAAAGGGGAAAAUAGCGAAGAUGAGACAGGUGUUAUUCAUACUGAUUUUAGCAUCUAUAUGUUUUGCCCAAUCCCAACUGAGAGGUCGCCAAUAAAUUGGUAUAGCUGCAAUUGAUAUGUGUAGAGAAAUAGGAUGUUAGCUUAGAGGAUUAUUCAUUCAUGCAAUUUCACUACCACACACCUCCAAUGGAUGUCAUGAUGAUGAAUCACGAACUCGAGAUACAGAGAAUGAUGGGAGUCCCUGGAGUUGUGAUGAUGAAUUAUGUUAUAGAGGAAUCUCCGUACAAUCCAAUAUCAUGGUGA
This is a messenger RNA of Paramecium octaurelia, 923 nucleotides long. NCBI's taxonomy places the organism in Eukaryota, Ciliophora, Oligohymenophorea, Peniculida, Parameciidae. The record is from the annotation of a GenBank genome assembly.